GGGCCAUGCGGUGCCAGAGGGCAGAGAAGGAAGCCGGCUUUGAGGCAGAGGGGGAGGACAAGGACGACAGCUUCCUCCUGCUGCAGCAGUCUGUGACUCUGGGCAGCUUGACCGAUGUGGACCAGCUCAUCGCCAAGAUCGGCGAGACGCUGAAGCUGGACACAGAGCACGAUGGCCCUGCCUCGCCCAGUGCUGCCCCGGGCUCCCCGCCCCUGCGGGUCCUGGCUGUGAUCUCAGUGGAACAGAACCUGUCCCCGGCGAGGCAGAUGCUGAGAUCUUCUGUGCCUGCAGAGACCUGGGCCCCAGCUCACCCUGGAGCCAUUUGCUGCAUGCUGUGGGAUCGCUGUCGCCUCAGGAGCCGGGCGGCUCCCUACUGCGUGGAGGAGCUCACC
Cricetulus griseus (Chinese hamster) is the source of this 392-nucleotide messenger RNA. The record is from RefSeq and is a predicted model, not a curated record. Lineage: Eukaryota; Metazoa; Chordata; Mammalia; Rodentia; Cricetidae.